Molecule: messenger RNA, 2100 nt
Organism: Penicillium coprophilum
Lineage: Eukaryota; Fungi; Ascomycota; Eurotiomycetes; Eurotiales; Aspergillaceae
Gene: xanB
Product: isocyanide synthase xanB
Exons: 2
Coding region: 1-2100 (699 amino acids)
Molecular function (GO): oxidoreductase activity
Source: RefSeq, a predicted model, not a curated record
AUGGUCGUCUUGGCACCGGGGGCGGACAUUGUUCCCCUUACACACCAAUCACUCUCCGAGAAUGAAAUUGGUCCUUUCAAGAAUGGAAUACCCUAUAAGAAAGCCAAUAUGAAGACCGUGGAGUUGGAGACCUUGUCUUCCGAUUACGCCAGCGCCGAUCCAGUGCCCAUUACCUCAAACGGCGAUGCUAUUAAGCACCACGAACAAAAAGUGCCCGACGGACUCAUCGCUUCUGAAACCACAGAUGGUUCUGAAAAUGAAAUGAUGGCUAUGGAUGUAUUGAAAAUUAUCGAAAGUUACGGUGUUGACUUUGAGAAAUCGGGCAUUUCCUGGAAAGGCUUUGAGUCGUUUGUUCCAGUUGUCGUGGAGCAAAUUGACAGCCAACAGCCAAUUCGCAUGAUCUUGCCCGCAUUUCCUUUCAAAUCACCUAAUGCGAGAAGUAAAGUGUUGGGCACUAUGCCCGAUUUUGGCGAAGAAUUGGCCUUGGCUCAUUUGAAUGGACUUUGCCAAAAUAUCGGUGAAGUGUACACUCCUGGUGCCAAUGUCUACAUCAGCUCGGAUGGACUUGUAUACAAUGACAUCCUGGGCGUUCCCGAUGAAACCGUUUGGGACUAUGGAGAGACCCUGCGAAAAUUGGCCAUCGACAAAGAGCUCCAUCAUGUCAAAUUCAUUCGUCUUUUCGAACUUCUCGAGCAUCCAUGGUUCAAAUCCUCAACUCCAGAGGCUGCCAAGGCAUUCUAUCUAGCUCACGCUAGUUGUCUCCGACGAGAACUGAUGUACACCUUUGCUGACCCGAGCUUCGACGCAACGGAGGCUAUCAAAACCGACAAUGAUACAUGUCUGACAUACCGCGGUUACAUCAAGUUCCUUACCAAGGAUCUCGCCCAUCAGGAGGAGACGAAGACGAUGUCGAAACGUGCUCGACAAGCACAGAUUGCCGACACGGCACGACAAAUGAUCAUUCGCGGCAAAAUGUUCGCAGCGGCCAUCAAAGCCAACCGCAAAGACUACGUCCGACUAUCAAUCCACGAGUCUGCCGGCGAGAAAAAGCUUUCUGUCGCGCUUGUUCCACAGAUUAGAGGGCUACUAGGGUAUACACCUUGGCACUCUUGUGUGGCUGUCGGACUGGACGGUUCAUAUCGUACCGUCCACGCUGAAGACGUCCGCGAUACGCACGACCUCAUUUACAAGAACGGACAGCCAUAUUUCUUCCGCGAGAAGUCGAGUCUUUUUGACUGGACUGGAGACGGCUUAUCCAUCAAGUUCGAGCAUCUAUAUCCCUGCGGACUCGUCAUCCGCCCCGCAGAUAUCGACAAUGUCAAUCCGCCGCCAUCGAUCCGUUCCAUCCCCAUGAAAAAGGUCCGCCAGCUGUCGAACGGCAUGUCACCCAUCAUCAUACGCGGAUUUUCCGAGACUCUAGAGGAAGAUCUCUAUGUCAAGAAGGGAGAAGAGCUGGGCACAAUUCUCCCAUGGAGCUUUGGCAUAAUCCAAAAGGUACGGGACAACGGACGAUCUGACAAGAUGGGCAACAAUGUGACUUCGAACGAGGCUAUGCCGAUGCAUUUUGAUGGGAUGUUCAAGUUCGACGAGAUCACUGAUCCAGAAACGGGGGAGAAGAAGAAAAUCCAACACCCACCCUGUUAUCAGUUCUUCACUUGUCCGGCCACUGCGCCGAAGGGAAAUGGAUACACCUUAUUUGCUAGCUCCAGACUAUUUUUCCGGUACCUGCCUAUUCCGUGGUCUGCUGAGCGUCUUGAAAAGGUCACCUGGGCUAUGGAUAACGAUGGGUUCUGGGAUGCGAAACUUAAGAAUCUGCCCUUGAUCGUGAAGCAUCCUAUCUCUGGACUGCCUUGUCUACGUUGGCAUCAGCCGUGGGACUCAACCAAGACCAAAUUCUCGACCUGUGAUGUUUCAAUCGAGAAUGACGAUAAUGAUCUGGUCAAGGUUGUGGAUCGCAUCACAUAUGACUAUAGAGUUUGUCUUCGCUUUGGUUGGGAGAAGGGUGAUCUGCUGGUUAGUGACAACUUUGCCAUGCUGCAUACUCGCACUGGAUAUGUCAGUGACUGUGAUCGGGAACUGUGGCGAAUUCACUGUGACUGA